UGAAAGAAGAAGUUUUAACCUCAUCUUUGCAAGUUGUUCCUCGUGUUUGCAUGUUGGGAACAGAAAUAUCAUCAAAACAGCUUCAGACUCUGGGUUUUUAGCCGCGACUACGUUAAAACGUCACCAUGGCGUCCUACACCUGCAUCAGCUGCCGGGUGUCCUUCACGGACGGCGAGGUGCAGCGAGCGCACUACAAGACCGACUGGCACCGCUACAACCUGAAGCGCAAGGUGGCCGACAUGCCGCCCGUCACCGCCGAGAACUUCCAGGAGCGCGUCCUGGCCCAGCGCACCGCCGCCGAGCGCCAGCUGGCGGACGCCGGCGCCGCCGAGAGCUGCGCCGCCUGCAGCAAGAGGUUCUCCAGCGCCAACGCCUACCAGAACCACCUGCGGUCCCACCGGCACCAGCAGGCCGAGAGGCAGGCGGCGCUGGCGGCUCAGAGGAAGGUGGAGAAGAUGAACGAGAAGAACCUGGAGAAGGGCGUCUGCGACGAGAAGGAGGACAACGACGCCAAGAACGAGGCUCUGCAGCAGGCGCUGAGGCAGCAGCAGAGGCCCGGCCCGGCCAAGGCGGCCAAGGUCCAGACGCCACUGGGCGAAGGCAAGGUGGAGAAGCCGCCCCGCGUGGUGUGGCUGGAGGAGCAGGUGAAGCGGCGCCGGGGAGAAGAUGGAGGGGCAGCGGCGGCAGAAGAAGACUGGGAGGAUGUCGAUGAGGAGGAGGAGGAUUACAUGGAAGAUGAUGAUGAGGAGGAGGAGGAGAUGAUGGAUGAGGAGGAGGAAGGCGGCCCGCCGGGUGCGUCCGUCUCCCAGCCGCCCCCCCUCCCAGGCUCCCUCCCCGUCACGGACUGCCUCUUCUGCCCCCACCACUCCAGGUCGCUCCUGAAGAACGUCGCCCACAUGACCACCGUCCACAGCUUCUUCAUCCCCGACGUGGAGUUCCUGGUCGACCUCAGGGGCCUCAUCAGAUACCUCGGAGAAAAGGUCGGCGCCGGGAACGUGUGUCUGUGGUGCAACGAGAAGGGCCGCUCGUUCUACUCGACGGAAGCCGUGCAGCGCCACAUGACGGACAAAAGCCACUGCAAGCUCUUCACAGACGGAGACGCCGCGCUGGAGUUCGCCGACUUCUAUGACUUCAGGAGCAGUUACCCCGACAGGAAGGAGGGAGAGGAUGAAGGGAUGGACGACGACGAGCUGCCGGAUGAUAAGAACCUGGGAUAUGACGAUGAGACCAUGGAGCUGACUCUCCCUUCAGGAGCAAAGAUCGGCCACCGCUCCCUCAUGAGGUACUACAAGCAGCGGUUUGGCCUCCAGCGGGCCGUGGUUCUGAGCCACAGCAGUAACGCCGUCGGCAGAGUCCUCCGGCAGUACAAAGCCCUCGGCUGGGCCGGAGACGCAGGCUGCGGCUCCGUCCAUCAGAGACAGAAGGACAUGCAGUACGUCCAGAGGAUGAAGUCCAAGUGGAUGCUGAAGACGGGGAUGAGCAACAACACCACCAAGCAGAAGCACUUCAGAGCCCAGGUCAUGUUCUAGUGAGGGACCAGGAGGAGGAGGAGGAGCUGACUGAUGAAGGGUGGCUGCCAACAAACAAGAGACAGAGGAAGAAAGACUCAGACUUUUCUGUUUCCUCUGCAUUUGAGGUUUGACGACCUUAAAAACAGACCAUGAUGGAGAAGAACUUCGACUCUUUGGGUUUUCCUCUAACACCCAGCAUCUGGGCUCAAAGAUGAAUCUAAUCACCCGGGUUACAAAAACACACCAUUAAAAUAAAAAGAGCAAAACUCAAAUUCAUAAAAUUAUUCUUAAAUUUUACUGAUCAUGGAAAAAAUGUAACUUAAAUAUUCAGAUGUCAUCUUCCAGAUGAAGACUUGGUUUAAACCCACAAUGGGAUUUAAAUGGCUUUUAAACUUCCAGCCUAAUAAAUGCGUGUUUUCUGGGUAAACCGCUGUCAUAUUUUCAUCGUCUUUGCCAUAACUCUCAGGCAAGUUCCUCGAAACUUUGGCACAAAUCUGUCGUCUUUCAGGAUGAGCUGAUCAGUUUGAAAACCAGCUGAAUUAAUGUUUACGCUCCUAAAAGAGGAGAAAUCCUGUAUCGGCGCCGUAGAGAUGACUGAACCUGUGUGGAUACGCUGUUCUGUCAUUUUGACAGCCGCUCCAUGUUUUCUGGUGGAAAUGAAUAAAGCUUUGCACGUCA
This is a messenger RNA of Fundulus heteroclitus (mummichog), 2189 nucleotides long. RefSeq names its product zinc finger protein 622. Gene Ontology annotation, biological process: ribosomal large subunit biogenesis. Gene Ontology annotation, cellular component: preribosome, large subunit precursor. The coding region runs from base 126 to 1529 and encodes 467 amino acids. The record is from RefSeq and is a predicted model, not a curated record. The transcript has 7 exons. Gene Ontology annotation, molecular function: nucleic acid binding; zinc ion binding. Lineage: Eukaryota; Metazoa; Chordata; Actinopteri; Cyprinodontiformes; Fundulidae.